CUUAUGUUCCUAAUAGAAAAUGCUUUACACAAUUGCAGCAGCAGCGAAAGCAUCUAAGAGGUUUACAAGAGGUUUAGUAGAGAAGUGAGAAUAGUGAGCCCAAAAAUGGAGUUUCCUCCUUCUUCCUCCUCCACGGUCUCACACGACACCGUUUUCUACACCAUAUACCCUAACUCCUCCAUCACAACCAACACCCUCCAAUCUCUCCACCUCCAAAUCCUACAAACCAUUUCUCCCUUCAUCACCGACUACAUAUGGCAACAUCAACCUUUCACACUCUCUCUCUCCAUUCCUCCAAACCCUACCUGUCUCUGCCCUUCCUCCUCCAACAUCCCCCACCUCCACGGCCACUUUCGUUACGGCGACAACCUCGACGACGAAUGGUUUGCCGUCUUCCUCCUCUUCCACAUCUCCAUCCAUUUUCCCUCCCUUUCCAUCCGCCUCUGGGACUCCGACGGCGAGUUUCUUCUCAUCGAAGCCGCCUUCCAUCUUCCUCGCUGGCUCAAUCCCGAUUCCUCUGACAACCGUCUCUUCCUCCGUAACGGAAAAAUUCAUAUCAUUCCCUGUAAACGUCUUCCUUCCCCUUCCCUCAUUGAUUCACUCAACUUCCUCACAAAUUCUGAGUCCGAAUCGCAAGCCUCUGAUCCGGUUCAGACCGUGAUUAUGAACCGGAUCAAAGAUUAUCCAGACCGGGCUAGAAAAAACAUGCACAGUGUUAGGGUUAGGGUUCCAGUGUCAGUUGCAAAGGUUCUUAAGCACGAGCCGUGCUUGAUUUCGCUGGCUGUGGAAGGUUUCUACGACAGGGAUAUUGAUGGUAUGAAAUUCGCGGCUAAGAUGGAGAGAUUCUUGGAGAAAGGGAGGGAGGAGGAGUUGGUGUGCGUUUCAUUGAAGAUGUCGAGGGCUAUGUAUGCGCAGCUUGUUCAGCAAACGUUUAGGGCUCCGAAGGUUUAUCCCGAGCUUCCGUGUCGAGACCGGAAGGAGGAGUAUGCGGAGGCGGAGCUUGGGUUGAAGAUUUCUUGUGGGAUGGAAAUGAUGUAUCAGCAGCGGAAGUGUGAUGGGGUUGAAGGGAAGGGUUCUACUUGGGAAGCGUUUUUGCAGAGCUUGGAGAAAAGUGGUUACUUUCAAGGACUGCUUCCAGGUUCCAGUGAGUAUCAGAGGUUGAUGCAGAAUGCUCAAGAGUAUUAUAGAAACACUUCUCUGCACUCCAAGGCCAGUGACUUGAUGAGUGCUCCUAUUAGACGGAUAGAUGAAAUUCUUGCUUUGCCUUAUUCGGUUGAAGAAUUUAAAGAUCAGGAGGUUCCUCCAUCUGAUGAUGAUUCUUGGCUUUACAACGGAGAGGAAGAAUUAAAUUCUGCUCUUAUGGAAAGACAAAAGGAGAUGGAACUUUAUGACUUAAAACACAAAAGUAAAGGGAAAGAAAAAAAGGGUCAAGAUACUGGUUCAAAUGCUGAUGGGUUUGAUCCUGGUGAUGUAGCAAAAAGCAUGCGGGCAUUUGUUGACAUGAUGUCAAGUUUCGAAGGUGCUGAAGCUCCUGACGACAGGAAUAAGGAAGUGGACCUUGAUGUGGAUCAAUUUUUCAAAGAAAUGGAAUCCGUAAUGAAGUGUCCAGGUGAAGCUGCCAACAGUAAUAUUGAAGAAGGAUCAUCAUCUGACCUGGACUUCGAUGAUUCUGACGGGAGUGAUGUGCUUGAAUCUGAUGAGGAUAAUGAUGAUGAAGAGAAUACUUUCAUGCAGUCUUAUUCUGAUGCUAUGAAUGAACAACUAAAGGCAACAACCCUUCAGAAAAGUUUUGUCCGAGCUAAAGAACAAAUUCCAAAGAAGGAUGAGGGAACAUCACAUGCCGCAGAAGAUAUGGAUGAGGAUUUUUCUCCUGUAGAUGUGGAUGUAAAUUUAGUAAAAAGCUUUCUUGAUUCCUUUUCUUCCCAACAAGGGCUUCCUGGUCCUGCGUCCAAUUUGCUUGGGCUCAUGGGGGUGCAGUUCCCAAAAGAUGAUAAGAAGGGCAGGUGAUGUGUUACUAGAAUUUUGACCAAUGUUUCUAAACUUGUGGAUUCUCCAACAGUGAAGUCUCCAGGUCAAGAAAUGUUGCAUAACCAUUUAGCCAAGAUCUUUUUCCCCGGCAGAGAGCAUGCGGGAAUGCCUGCUCUCGAGGCAGAAUUGCACCAGGUGUUAGCACUCUGAUUGUUAAGGACCGUGUUAUUUCCUUGCCUUGUUUGAGGGAAAAGCAAGAGAACCUAUAUCUGUAACAAGAUAUUUGGCUGUAGUACGAGUGGCAAGAGAGGCUUAGUUAACUGGGAAAUAGGAUAACAUUAUAUUGCGAAUGUAUAUGCAAAUCAGAAGAAAUGGUAAUUAUGUUGCAUUAUUACACACAAUUUGAAUUUUAUAUAAAUUAGACCCUACAGACGGGAUAUCUGCCAGGUACUGCUGAUAUUUACUUGCGAGAUCACCAUGUCAAUUUUGUAUUAUCUACCGUUACUAGUUUAUUGAUUACAUUUUUUAUUUAAUUAUGGAUUGUUACUACCAUUUUCUGA
Molecule: messenger RNA, 2528 nt
Organism: Cicer arietinum (chickpea)
Lineage: Eukaryota; Viridiplantae; Streptophyta; Magnoliopsida; Fabales; Fabaceae
Product: protein ecdysoneless homolog
Cellular component (GO): nucleus
Source: RefSeq, a predicted model, not a curated record